Messenger RNA from Rotaria sp. Silwood1, 897 nucleotides. The record is from the annotation of a GenBank genome assembly. Lineage: Eukaryota; Metazoa; Rotifera; Eurotatoria; Philodinida; Philodinidae.
AUGACACAUAGUAAUUAUAAGUCUUUACGUGAAAUUUACUAUCGAUGGCAAAAAGAACAACAACUUAUUCGAAAAAAAUACCAAAUACCAUAUAAUAUGACUUAUACAUCUAAACAAUAUUUUAAUAAACAUAUUUCGAUCAUAUCAAACGCUGAAUCUAAUAAUCUUAAACCAAAAAUCGAUAAAUUUAACAAACCUAGUUUCAAUUUUAAAUAUUGUUCGGAAUAUAAUUUCAAUUUAACUGAGUGCUCAUGUCCAAAUGAAUUACGUCAAUGUUCAAUUAAUAUAAAAAAUAAAUCAUAUUCAACAGAUAAAAUAUCAAAAAGUUCUUCAAUAAAUUUUCUUCGUGAACAACAUAUUCAGAAUGACUCAAGUUCAAUCAAUUUUUCAUCCAAUGAACGAACAAAAUCAAUACAUAAUAAAAAACAAUAUGUUUUACUCGAUUGGAAUAAUCGUCAAUCUCUUAUUGAUUUUAUUCGAACAACUAAACUCAAUAAAAAUCUUUCAAAUAUGACAAUCGAACAAUUACAUGAAUUAAUCAUUAAUCAUGAUCAUAUUCAUAUAUUUCAUUCAAUUAUUGAUUUGAUAGUUUCUAUGACUAAAGAAGAACGUCAAAAAUUUCUUUGUCAUAUUUAUAUUGAUCCAUCUUAUUAUUCAACUAUUCAAGGCACUAUUCCAUUAUUUCAAUCACAUUUAAUUGCUGAUAAUAUUAAUCUCGAUCGUGUUCUACAUAGUAUAGAAAAAAUUGCAUUUUUACUUGGUGUAAAACUUGAUCAAUCGAUGAAUAACAUUCUACAAGAAAAACUAUCAAUAAAACAACGACAAUCAAUAUUAAAUCAACAAUCGCUAUUUAUUGCAUCAAAAAUACCUUUCAGUACUUUUGUUCAUGCUCAAUAA